This is a messenger RNA of Grosmannia clavigera kw1407, 516 nucleotides long. Its product is annotated as ctr copper transporter family protein. The record is from RefSeq and is a predicted model, not a curated record. Gene Ontology annotation, biological process: copper ion transmembrane transport. Gene Ontology annotation, molecular function: copper ion transmembrane transporter activity. The transcript has 4 exons. Gene Ontology annotation, cellular component: membrane. The coding region runs from base 1 to 516 and encodes 171 amino acids. NCBI's taxonomy places the organism in Eukaryota, Fungi, Ascomycota, Sordariomycetes, Ophiostomatales, Ophiostomataceae.
AUGGACCACGCACACCACCAUGGCGCCAGUGCUAUGGACAUGCAUAUGGGUGACAGGUGCAGCAUGAACAUGCUCUUCACAUGGAACACGAACAACCUAUGUGUCGUCUUCCGCUGGUGGCAUGUCCGCUCGACAUUCGGUCUCUUGGUAUCGCUUCUGGCCAUCGUGGCAUUUAGUGCCGGCUACGAGGCCCUGCGAGAGGGCGUGCGGCGCUACGAAGCGAAGACGGCCAGACAGACAGAGACGGCACCGCACGAGGAUCACGAACGCGAUGACCAAGAUACUGAGACUACGCCUAUCCUGCGCACAGGAAUGGCUCAAUCGCCAAUCGCUAAGAGAGCGCAUAUAAUCAAAGCUAUGCUCUAUGGAGUGCAAAAUUUUUACGCGUUCAUGAUCAUGCUCAUUUUCAUGACAUACAAUGGCUGGGUGAUGAUUUCGGUGUCCGUGGGCGCCUUCCUCGGCUACCUCCUGUUCGGCGGCUCGACGACGGUAACCAAGGAGACGGCAUGCCAUUAG